CUUUCGCUUGGUUUGUUCGGCUAUGCUAUCACUGUGAUACAAUUUCAUUUUUAUCCCUGCAAAAGAAAUGGCUUCCAAUGCAAAUGCAGAAGCUGAUGGCAAUUAGAACGUUGCUUGAGCUUUCUAGGCAGGCCUAUUGAGGACGUACAUUAAUUAUGAUAUUUUGAGGUUGCUGCAGGGUAAGUUGCUAGUACUGGAAUGGUUGAGUUAAGUUCAGAAAAUUUCUGAAAAGUUUUAAGAGUCUGAGUCACUAGUAUCUUAACGAUUGCAUAUGGGACUUGCUUUUCUUAAACUCUUUUCUUCCAUGCAGGUGUCUGUAGCAUCAGACUCUAUGUGCAACUACAUGUCUAGAGAUGUUACAGCAAGCAUUGGUUACGAUUACAUCCUUCAGCAGUGUUGUCUCAGAGGGAAGAUUGAUUCCAACGGAUGUGCUGCUGCUUUCUUGGAAGAGCGCUUGAACAUGGGUCUUAAUUUCCUUCUUUCAGCCGAGGAUGUUUCACUUGCCAGAUAACCGCAUCAGAGCACAUUCUUGUUGUUGAUCAGAUUGGUAUUAUAGGAGUGGUGUCUGUUGGAGAUGGUGUUAGUGUUGUUGUGAGUGAGCAUAGGGAUGAGUGAACCUUUUAAAUACCAAACAUACAAGGAGAUUAUUAGAUGAUGAUCACAAGAAAUAAAUGGAUCAUAUGCCCUUAAUCUUGUAAAUAUCAACAUGCUUGGGUCUACUGCACUAAUUUUCCUGUUUAGUGUUAGCAAUUGUUUAAGAUGACAGUUUCUUUUGAACAAACUAAAAGGUGUUUCAUCUUUGUUUUUAGGGAUUAAUUUUUUACUUUGUGGUUCUUUACAUUGUUUGAAAGAUUAAAAUUUAUUCCCACAGUAGGAAAUGAUACGGCUUUUCUUUUUCUA
This is a messenger RNA of Lycium barbarum (goji berry), 900 nucleotides long. Its product is annotated as mitochondrial import receptor subunit TOM40-1-like. Gene Ontology annotation, molecular function: transmembrane protein transporter activity. The record is from RefSeq and is a predicted model, not a curated record. Gene Ontology annotation, cellular component: mitochondrial outer membrane translocase complex; mitochondrial outer membrane. Gene Ontology annotation, biological process: protein import into mitochondrial matrix. NCBI's taxonomy places the organism in Eukaryota, Viridiplantae, Streptophyta, Magnoliopsida, Solanales, Solanaceae. The transcript has 4 exons. Bases 272 to 511 code for a protein of 79 amino acids.